This is a messenger RNA of Helianthus annuus (common sunflower), 549 nucleotides long. RefSeq lists its product as uncharacterized. The transcript is spliced from 2 exons. The record is from RefSeq and is a predicted model, not a curated record. Lineage: Eukaryota; Viridiplantae; Streptophyta; Magnoliopsida; Asterales; Asteraceae. The coding region runs from base 1 to 549 and encodes 182 amino acids.
AUGGAGUCCGAAGUAGUAGAUGCACAAGGGAGGUCAGGGGGAGUAGUCACAAUCUGGGAUCCUCAGAUUUUCAAGAGAGUUGAAUCUAUAAAAGCUGAAUAUUUUAUGGUUAUAUCAGGGUUUAUAGAAGGGAUGGGAGAAAAAAUAAAUUUGGUAAAUGUCUAUGUACCAAAUGACACGACAAAGAAAAGAAAUGUUUGGACAGAUCUAUUAAGAAUUAGAAAUUAUGGGGAAGGGAUUUGGCUAAUGGCAGGAGAUUAUAAUGAAGUCAGAAUGGAAGAAGAUAGAAUGCUGUCAAAAUUUGAUGCAAAUAGUGCAACGGCUUUCAAUAAAUUCAUAGUUGAAGCGGGGUUAUUGGAAUACCAAAUGAUGGGAUCAAGAUUCACUUUCAUGACAGAAAACGGGUCAAGUAUGAGUAAAAUUGAUCGUGUGUUAGUGUGUGAUGGGUUUAUGAAUAAAUGGCCUUGUGCGAAAUUGGAGGCUUUGCCAAGAUUAUUAUCGGAUCAUAACCCGUUACUUUUAACAUGCUUAUCAAGCUGGGAUAGAUGA